Molecule: messenger RNA, 1372 nt
Organism: Trichogramma pretiosum
Lineage: Eukaryota; Metazoa; Arthropoda; Insecta; Hymenoptera; Trichogrammatidae
Gene: Zmynd10
Product: zinc finger MYND domain-containing protein 10
Exons: 8
Coding region: 7-1329 (440 amino acids)
Biological process (GO): motile cilium assembly; outer dynein arm assembly; inner dynein arm assembly
Cellular component (GO): centriolar satellite; cytoplasm
Source: RefSeq, a predicted model, not a curated record
UCAAGCAUGAGUGAAAAUAUAGAAAAUAUUUUACCUUCUUGGGAAGCAGAAGCAUUUAUCCAAAAUUUACAUCCAAUUGAACUUGAUGAUGUUGGUACAAAACGCUGGUUUGAACAUCAUAAAAAAUUGAUGCUUUUAAACCAACAAAGUGUGUUUGAAGUAAAUAGUUUAAGAGAAGAAAAUAUAAAAGAGUGGUUUGUUAGCUUCAACAAAAUACCUGUCCUCGUUGUUGAAGCCAUUCAAAUAAUGAUUUGGAAACAAAAAGUUUUUCCUAUAAUGAUUGAUUUACACAAAGAACCAGCUAAUACUUUCAUUUUGUUUAGCGUAUUUUAUCAUGAAGAUACAGUUGUUUCACUUCUUGAAAAUGUAAUGUAUCAUAGUGAUAGUGUAGAAACAAUGGAUGAAUCUGUCAUUGAUUUAAUAGAUUAUGCCGUAAAUUAUCUUACUAAACUUUUAUAUUCAAAUAAAAAAGAAAUUAAGGAAAAUCCUGAUUCUUGCUUACAAGAAUUAUUAGAAAAAAAAGACCAAAUUGAAUUUAGCAUUGGAAUGAGAUCCAUUUCCAUACUGCGUUAUUUGGCCGAAUUUGCUGAUCAACUACCUUUAUGUGCUCUAUCUCGUAUGUUGACUACCAACGAUGUACCAUAUUUAUUAUCUCAAUUGAUAGAACAUCAACCUUGGAAAAAAGAAAGUGAAGGCACAUGGAAAAUUUACAAUGGUAAAUGGGAAGAUAUUACUGACAAUGAUAAGGAUAAAAUAUGUAAAAUGGAAGGUCAAGCAUGGUUUGGUCUGAGAGAAUUAUUACUGAAUCCCAAAUGCGCACCUUAUUAUGAUAUUACAGAAUUUCGUAUGGCCCAGUUAAUAAAAUUACAGAAAUAUUUACAAGAUAAUGUCCUUGAUCAAUUAACACCAUUAAUUGACUUAAAAAGAUGGUUGGGUUAUCUGAACGUAUCCUCUCAAACACCAAAAGCUCCAAAACCCAUAAAUGUAGAGAUUAUCCCUGAGAUAAGUACUUCGAUUAGAGAAAAAUAUAACAAAAGAUGGAAAAGAUUAGCAGAACAUCAAGCUAAAACUCUAUUUACAACAGAUAUGGAGUAUGUUCAAAGUAUGGCUCAAAUUUUGAGCGAUGCUUAUGAUUUUGACAAAUUAGAUGUUAUCGAAUCUAAAAAAUGUGUUUGUAAGAAAGUUGCAAAACAUCGCUGUUCAAGAUGCAAAGAAGCAAGUUAUUGUUCUAGAGAAUGUCAAGUUAAAGAUUGGCCAAAGCAUAAAAGUCUCUGUGAAAGUAUAAUAAAGUCCAAAGCCAAAUUUUCAAAUGAUAGCAGUCUUGAAUAAUUAUAAUUGAAACUUUUUAUGCAUGCUUUACUCAUAAAUUAUU